CCCUACGCCCUCUCCAUUGCGACUCAUUAUGAUAAUAGUUGCGAUGCGACUUCGAACAUAUAGUGACUUUUAAGAUGUGUGGUCAGAUAAGGAAGGAGUGGUGAAUGGAAGUGUGUUCGGAGCGCUCGCGGAGUAAAGCACACCAUCGCAGGCAAACAUUCCGAGCUACGCACUGCGGCGCCGGGUAGCGUACACAAGCGCACGUCCCUUCCCCAGAGAGCAGGUAUCCCCUGCCCACGUCAUUGCAAUUGCGCCUUCGAAGCUAUUUGUACCAUCAUAUUCGAAAUCGAGUAGCCAGGAAUUACACCCACCAACAGCCUCCGAACACAACAAUCACGAACAAGAUGUCUGCCAUCCAGAACGUCGCCAUCAUUGGCGGCAACGGUACUUUGGGAAAGCCAGUUCUUGAAGCACUCAAGAAAUCCGAGUUCAACGUCUGGGUCAUCAAUCGCCAGACCUCAAAAUCAGUAUACCCCAGGACGCAAGUCAUUACAGUACCAGACGAUCUGAACGUGGAUGCCAUCGCCAAAGAACUUCAAGAGAAGGAGAUCGAUGCACUCGUCAUCGCCAUCGCUGGUAGCAAUGUAGAACAGCAGAGGAAGCUCAUAGAUGCUGCCUUUAAAGGAGGAGUGGAGCGAGUAAUGCCAGCCGACUUUGGCAGCUGUGACUCUGCAGAUGAGAAGACGAACGAGAUUCUGCCGCUGAUGAAAGGCAAGAAGGGUAUUCGCGACUACUUGAUCGAGGUGGAGAAGAAGGAGCGAGAUGGCAACAGAGGGAAGCUUACCUGGACGAGUUUGAUCAACGCACACUUUUUCGACUGGGGUCUGGGCAAUGGGCUGCUGAAGUUCGAUGUCAGAGGCCGCAAGGCGUAUUUGCUCGAUGGCGGCGACAUCAAGUUCUCAGCAUCGACGCUUCCUUUCAUUGGUAACGCCGUCGUUAGGAUUCUGGAGAAGCCUGAGGAGACAAAGAAUAAGCUGCUGUACAUCCACAGCCUGUACAUAACACAGCUGGAGGUGCUUGCCGCGCUGGAGAAAGCGACAGGCGACAAGUUCGAAAGGAUCGAUGAGAACAGCGAAGAAGAGCUGAAGAAGGUCAGGCCGAAAAUGUUGGAGGGCGAUCACGAUGCACGUGAGGAGGUCGUCGCUAUCUGGGGUGUGGUUGCGGCGGAUUGGAAGAAGAGGGAGGCUUUUGCGAACGAUCUACUAGGACUGAAAGAAGAAGACCUUGACGAGGUUGUCCAGCGAGUGGUGAAGGAUCUGUAGGAUCCUUUCUCGCUCAUACAGACUUAAGUGC
Messenger RNA from Macroventuria anomochaeta, 1293 nucleotides. RefSeq names its product NAD(P)-binding protein. The record is from RefSeq and is a predicted model, not a curated record. Gene Ontology annotation, molecular function: oxidoreductase activity. The transcript has a single exon. Lineage: Eukaryota; Fungi; Ascomycota; Dothideomycetes; Pleosporales; Didymellaceae. The coding region runs from base 345 to 1262 and encodes 305 amino acids.